This is a messenger RNA of Juglans regia (Persian walnut), 2113 nucleotides long. Its product is annotated as probable nucleoredoxin 1. The coding region runs from base 232 to 1848 and encodes 538 amino acids. The record is from RefSeq and is a predicted model, not a curated record. The transcript has 4 exons. Gene Ontology annotation, molecular function: thioredoxin-disulfide reductase (NADPH) activity. NCBI's taxonomy places the organism in Eukaryota, Viridiplantae, Streptophyta, Magnoliopsida, Fagales, Juglandaceae.
AUGUUCUAAAAACGGUGGGCGGUAAGCCCAGCGGUGAAGACGGGGGAGGCAUAGUAGCUUAAGGAAAAUCGGUUCUGAAUGGUCAGAUACUUCUCCCAGAAGGAAAGGAAGGAAAGAACUCUCUAUAUAUUAGUCACCCUCUUUCCCAUUGAAUUCCAACCAGCCACGUAUUCUAUCACUCUGAGCUGCUUUUAUUCUCAUUGCUUUCACGAGAACUGAGAAGUGGAAGAAAUGGCGGACGGUGAAGCAAGCGUCACCGAGACAACCAACGGCGGUCCUCACGACUUUCGCUCGCUCCUCUCGGGAGAAGAUAGGGACUUUCUUGUCCGCAACAACGGGGAUCAGGUUAGAAUUGACAGCUUGGAGGGGAAGAAGCUUGGGCUUUAUUUUUCCGCAUCAUGGUGUGGCCCAUGUCGGCGAUUCACCCCAAGUUUUGUCGAGGUGUACAACGAACUCUCUCCAAAAGGUGAUUUUGAGGUCAUUUUUGUUUCUGCUGAUGAAGAUGAGGAGUCCUUCAAAGAUUACUUCUCCAAGAUGCCAUGGCUUGCAAUCCCAUUUUCUGAUUCAGGCAAACGUGAUCACUUGGAUGGAUUGUUCAAGGUUCAGGGGAUACCCCACCUUGUACUCAUUGAUGAAGAUGGGAAAGUUGUGAGUGACAAUGGAGUCGAGAUCAUUCAAGAAUAUGGAGUUGAAGGAUACCCUUUUACACAAGAAAAGAUCAAAGAAUUGAAAGAUCAAGAGGAAGCCGCCAGGAAGAAUCAAUCUUUGAGAUCUAUCUUGGUAUCCCGCUCACGGGACUUUAUAAUCUCAUCUGAUGGCAGGAAGGUGCCUGUCUCUGAACUUGAGGGGAAGAUAGUUGCUCUGUAUUUCUCAUUGUUCUCAUACAAGCCGUGCAGUGAUUUUACGCCAAAACUUGUUGAGGUUUAUGAAAAAUUGAAGGCAAAGGGAGAGAGCUUCGAGGUUGUGAUGAUACCACUUGAUGAUAAUGAGGAAUCAUUUAAUCAGGGUUUUGAAAGCAUGCCCUGGUUCUCCCUGCCCAUGAAGGACAAGAGCUGUGGGAAACUGGUUCGAUACUUUGAACUUUCAACCCUCCCCACUUUGGUUAUUAUAGGGCCAGAUGGAAGGACUCUACAUUCUAAUGUUGCUGAAACCAUUGAAGAACAUGGAGUUCUGGCAUACCCAUUCACCCCAGAAAAGUUUGCAGAGCUUGCUGAAAUAGAGAAGGCAAAAGAGGAAGCUCAAACCCUGGAGUCAAUUUUGGUUUUAGGGGAACGAGAUUUUGUCAUUGGGAAAGAUGGAGUCAAGAUUCCAGUGUCGGAUUUAGUUGGGAAGAACAUCCUCCUUUACUUCUCAGCACAUUGGUGCCCGCCUUGCCGUGCCUUUCUACCGAAACUUACGGAGGCAUACCACAAGAUCAAGGCAAAUGAUGAUGCUUUUGAAGUGAUUUUCAUCUCUAGUGACAAGGACGAUGCCUCCUUUAGUGAUUUCUUUUCAGGAAUGCCAUGGCUGGCACUUCCCUUUGGGGACCCGAGGAAAGCAUCAUUGAGUCGCAUGUUUAAAGUCUAUGGUAUCCCCAUGGUUGUAGCCAUUGGACCUAGUGGCCGAACUGUCACAAAAGAUGCUAGAGAUCUCAUUAUGAUGCAUGGUGCGGAUGCUUAUCCUUUCACUGAUGAGCGAGUGAAGGAGAUCGAGGAUGAUGAAGUCAAAGGGCCCAAGGAUGAUGAUUCUAAGGGAGAAGAAGAGAUCGAGGAUGAUGAAGUCAAAGGGCCCAAGGAUGAUGAUUCUAAGGGAGAAGAAAAUCCCAAAGAAGGGUGGGUCUGUGAUGGGGAUGUCUGCAAAAAAGCUUGAGAGUUCCGUUUCUGAAACUUUGAGAUGUUGAUCUUUGAUGAUGGCUUUUUCUUCUUCCUGAGCCGUUUUAUCGUGAUGCAAAUAAGAUUUCAUGGUAACCUGAUCCGUCCCGUGUGGCUUUGAAGUAUCUAUCUCAUCUGUAGUGCAUGUAAUAUAAUAUGAAUUUGGGUGUGCUAUUGUGUCGUAGAGAUCUAUCAUAAUAAAAUAAAAUAUCAUUUGACGCAAAAUUAAUGAAGUUGUGCAUGCUGUAGUUUUGUGCCUCAAA